UGGACCUCCUCCUGAGCUCAACCUCUCCAAGUAUUUUCGCUCGAAACUGGGAAAGUCGCCCAGUCCUCCUCGCCUGCAGCCUGAGCUCCACCUGGGACGGCAGGCUGCGAUAAGUCGGCUCUGCGGUAGAAAUGAUCCGGGGCGAAGAAGGAGUCCUCGGCGGGCUGGACCACACUUUGGGCUCUUUUCGAUCCUUCACGGCUGUGUCUUUGUUUUAGCUAGCGACGCGUUAGCCGCUUCCGGAAAAAGAAAAAAAACAAAACAAAAAAAACAACAACCUUCGCACAGAAAAUCAAGAUGAAGACACGGAGAUAACAUUGUUGACUCUGGAUUGUUGUUUCUUCGUUUGAGUGGAUUCAGCUUCGGACAUGCACACAUAGACUUGUGAAAUAUCUCUGAUAGGUUGUGAGGAGAUAAGAGAACGCCAGUCUUUAUAAGACACAGGAGCUUGGACUGAGCUUCCUCAGAUAAUGGCUACAACAGAAACCAAGGUUGCCGGCAGCGGCAGCACUGCUGGUCUGUCGUGGGCACGUGUCUGUAAAGAGUGUGGCCAGCAGCACGACGGCCUGGACAGCCACCUGUACGAGUACCAGGAUGAGGUGGAUGAUGAACUGGUUUGCCACAUUUGUCUGCAGCCCCUGCUCAGACCUAUGGAUACACCAUGUGGCCACACUUAUUGUUUUCACUGUCUGAGCAACUUCUUGAAGGAGCAGGACUUCUGCCCUGUGGACCGCCAGCGGCUGCAGCUCCAUCAAUGCCGUCCCUCCAGCCUGCUGGUCAGGAACCUGCUGGACAAGCUGACUGUCAUGUGUCCCCACAAUGCAGAGUGCCAGCAGCAGAUGCAGCGCUGUGAACUGCAGCCUCAUCUGCAUAACAGAUGUCCUGUUUUUAGAAGACUCAGAGAGGAGGCAGAGAAGAGGAAGAGGCCCUCAUGGAAUGAAUUAAAGGGACGUAAGGGUGAUGGGGAGACGUCUGGAGAUGCUAAACAUUCAGCAACACAGUCUCGAAAUCACAGCCGGGAUCAGCCUGAGCCUGGUCUUAUUAAUCCUGCCUACGAGGAAAGUGAAGACGACAACACCCCCCUGCGGUCCAGUCUGGUGGCCGAGGCCAAUGUGGUGGAGCUGUUCAGAGAGGAACCGGAGGAGGAGCUGGGCCUUCGCAUCGUGGGGGGGAAAGACACACCGCUGGGAAACAUAGUCAUCCAGGAGAUUGUCCGGGACUCGCUAGCUGCUCGUGAUGGCAGACUGGCCCCAGGGGACCAUAUUUUAGAGGUGAAUGACGUCAGUUUGGCUUCAGUUCCUCACGCCAGGGCCAUCGCGGUGCUGCGGCAGCCUUCCCUCCUCAGGCUCACUGUUAUGCAGGAGAAAGGUUUCAAAUUAAGGGAUCAACGGUCCGAUCAUCACCUGUCAACUCCCGCCACUUCCACUGCCUCCCAGCCCUCUCACAGUCCCCACGGCAAUGCUACCUCCAAUCACAACCCCGGUACGGUCCUGCAGGUGACGCUAAUGAAGAGUCAGCGCACAGAGCCGCUUGGCAUCAAACUCAUCCGCAAGUCUGAUGAGAGUGGGGUUUUCAUCCUGGACCUGCUGUCCGGUGGUUUGGCAGCCAAGGACGGAAAACUGAGGAACAACGACAAAGUGUUGGCCAUCAAUGGACACGACCUGAGGCACGGGACACCUGAGAGCGCCGCUCAGAUCAUACAGGGCAGUGAGGUGCGUGUGAACUUUGUGGUGAUGAGACCUGCAGAGGCUCAGGAGGAAGGUGGAAGCAGCAGAGAGGGACAACACAGCAGAGCAGCCAGGAGGGCGCCAGAGCCGCAGUACUUCAGGCGCCGGUCCACCUACAUGAAGGAUCCUCCAGGUGGGUUUUCCAGUCAGGAGAAGACUGUGAGUCUGAAGAAGGAGCCUCGGCUUUCGCUUGGCAUCACCAUUGCAGGAGGGAGGGAUUGUCGCAGUCGCCUGCCCGUGUACAUCACGAGUGUGCAGCCCGUUGGCUGUCUGCACCGAGAUGGUACCAUCAAAAGAGGUGAUGUUCUGCUAAGCAUCAACGGAGUUGAUUUGACCCAGCUGACCUACAAUGAGGCAGUUUCUGUGCUGAAGGCUCAGACAGCUCAGUCCCAGGUGGUGCUCCGUGUCAUUCAGACCCUCUCUGAGGACUCAGAGGAGGACACCGAGGUUGGCAGCAAGGACGAACUCGACUUUAUGGACGACCCACGAGACGACGCCCUCAACUGGACGCCGCUGUGGACUCGCUGGCUGGGAUUACCAAGUCACAUGCACUGGUGUCGGGACAUCGUGCUGCAGAAGACAAACAACGAGAGCUGGGGUUUCAGCAUCGUCGGGGGGUAUGAGGAGAGCCACGGGCAGCAGCCCUUCUUCAUUAAAACCAUUGUGCCUGGUACACCUGCUCACUUCGAUGGACGCCUCAAAUGCGGUGAUGAGAUUGUUGCGGUGAACGGAGCGACAACUGUGGGAAUGAACAACUCGUCUCUCAUCCCCAUGCUCAAACUGCAGAAGAAUAAAGUCACACUGACUGUAGUGUCUUGGCCGGGUAGUCUCGUGUAGCAAAACACACUUUCUCAUUCUCUUUCUCUUUUCUUUGUCGCCCUUUUCGUUGAACACACACUUGUUUUCCUGUUUAGUUGCAUACUUCACUGGGACACUCACUGUCAUCUCCUUAUGCAACUCGUUUGGUCACAUUCUCCGUUAAUGUUUCUGAUCAGUUGUGUUGCACAGAACACGUGUGAACUUAAAGAGCCAUCUCAUGUAUGAUAGCAAUGAUUUUCACAGAAAUAAUGUUUGUUUCAGUGCACUCACAGAGCAGUUGAUUGCACUAUCAGAGUGCAAAAACGACGACAAUCAGUGCGUUAUAUGCUAAGGACAAAGUGGAAGGAUUGUUAUUUUUGAUCCUGUUUUAAAGCUGUGUGUAUAUUUACCAGUUCAAUAUUGUAUUAUUUGAUUAUCAUGAUAAAUGAUUCACAUAAACCGUGUACAAAGAUGAAAUACAGUGAAUAUUUGUUGUAAGGAGGAAUUAUUAAUGACAGAACGUGCGCUGACUGUAAACCGAUGCCAAAGACAGAACAUCUUCUUGUCCUGUACCUGACGAGUGUGAUUUAAUCAACUUAAAUAUUAUUUCACUUUCAAAGCGUGCAACAGUGAUAAAGCCUUAAUGAAAAUUCAAUUAAACCGAAUCCAGUCGACAGUAAGAAUAAAAUCAGCUCCAGCCACAGUGUGUUACAGAGCGAGACUAUUAACUGGAGGGUUUUGUGGGAAUGGGAAUGUUCGUUUUAGAUGGUCGGCAAUAUUUGACUUCCAGUUCUGUCAUAAAGUAAACAGAAAAUGCGUGUAAAUUUUACGAAUAUCAUUCAAUCAGAGUUGCAUUGGUAGCACAUAGCUCGGGUACAAAUUAAUUCCUGUCCAAUUUAUAAUGAGAUGCAAACUUGGUCUUAUAUUGAUCAUCUGAGCUACUCUAAAUAAGCAAAUAAACUCUGCGAUUAACAUUCGGUUUUAAUCAAAAAUGCUGUUAUGAAUGAAACAUUUAUUUGAUUUAUUAAUCGAAUGGUACAUGUCCCUAUAUCGGCGCUCUGUAUUUAUUUUCAAAUGAUAAAAUGGCUCGUACUGAACGACUUUAAUAAGCGGGUGCCUUGUAGACAUUGAAGGACGAACCAGAAUGUAUACUUGCCUUAAAUUGCCACCCUACCAAAAAUGUGUUUUCCCCCCCUUCAUUAUUUCCUUUCAUUAUCUACAGUUUAUUUUGUAGGAAGGAGAAUGGCCUUGUUCAGAUACAUUUGUGUCAACACAUUCCCAGUGGCCUUGCUUGUAUCUUAAUGGAUGCAGGACUUAUUGAACAACUCUGUGGCUGUGAAAUAUGAAUAUACAGCAGGUGGUGUGUGUAUUAGCCCGUCCACUGUUACAUUAUGUUCAAUAAAAUCAUAUCAAAUCACA
Messenger RNA from Stegastes partitus (bicolor damselfish), 3944 nucleotides. It is a transcript of the gene lnx2b, whose product is annotated as ligand of numb-protein X 2b. The coding region runs from base 471 to 2564 and encodes 697 amino acids. NCBI's taxonomy places the organism in Eukaryota, Metazoa, Chordata, Actinopteri, Pomacentridae. The transcript is spliced from 10 exons. Gene Ontology annotation, molecular function: protein binding; metal ion binding; ubiquitin-protein transferase activity. The record is from RefSeq and is a predicted model, not a curated record.